UUACUGUUCAGCUUAUACAUGUACUUGGUUGACUUAUUGUGGUUACAUUUUUGGUAAAUGAAAUUAGCAUUAAAUGUCAAACUGGAAGUAAAUGCGCUAGGGAUAAAGCUAUAAAGUGCUGUAUAUAUUCAUAACGCAAUGGGCAAUGAGGCGUUCUUCCAAACUUCAGUAAGCAGUGAUAUCUGAUCCGAACGUCUUCAUUUACAAAUGCAUGUACAUGGGGAAAUUAUGACGAUUGUCCGUCGUGGCCUAGCUGUUCUAAGAGCUGUGGUGGUGGUUCAAGGUGCAGGACAUGCGAAUUUUCUGCGAAACAUGCAAUGCCUUUUGUUAUAAUGGUGGCGUGUAUCAAAGCGGAUCUUGUCUAUGUCAAUCUUGGAGAUCGGGGGAUUGCUGUGAGCGAUGCAGACAUAUUUACAUCGCCAAGUGUCUACAAGGCAGACAGGAACGCGGUGGUUCCCCAGAUGGAGUCAGAUGCACACAGUGUGAAAACGGCUACACAUCUGGUGGCUACGGAAAAGGCUGUAAAGAUGUCGACGAAUGCCGCGACGGUACUGAAAGAUGUAGUCAUGGCUGUCAUAAUACGGCUGGGUCCUAUAGAUGUACAUGCUCCAACAGAUAUCUAUUACAUUCGGAUGGCCAAACUUGCAGAGACAUUGACGAAUGUGCGCCUGGCGUUGGUGGCUGUUCGCAAGUAUGCACCAACCACGGUGUUCUUGCUAUCCUGGCUAUCAACUGCAGGCUGAUCAACGGUCGUGCGCAGACAUCAACGAAUGCCAAAUGGGAGCAUCGAAAUGCUCUCACAUUUGCAUCAAUACUGUUGGAAGCUUUUUUACAUAGCAUCUACGUCUGUUUCGUCAUAUUUAAUUGCUCAGGCAGGGUAAUUUUUUAUGCACAUAAUACAAGUUUGAUAUUGUUAUAUAUAUUGUUAUAUUAUUUUUUUCAUUGACUCUUUUCUCAACAACUUUUAAUAAGAUGUAUGUAUUUUUAGAUGGAAUGUAGUCCGUAAAGAGACCAUUAAUUUGCAUUAAAGUUUCAACACAAUGAAAAGGCGACAAAGACCGCAACAAAUUGGAAAAAGUGUAUUCGAACUAAACAAUCAUCCAUGAAUAUGUCAAACUUUGACAUUCUCUAUAAGCAAUUGAUAUGUUUCAGACAUCAACGAAUGCCAAAUGGGAGCAUCGAAAUGCUCUCACAUUUGCAUCAAUACUGUUGGAAGCUACCAGUGCCGAUGCAAUCAAGGUUAUGGUCCAGAGGCAAAUGUAUUGACGUGCACAGGUACCAGCUGAUGAUUAAUGACAAUUAACAUGGCUAAGUUUUAUUAAAAUUAUAC
Messenger RNA from Dreissena polymorpha, 1330 nucleotides. RefSeq lists its product as uncharacterized. The coding region runs from base 318 to 743 and encodes 141 amino acids. The record is from RefSeq and is a predicted model, not a curated record. NCBI's taxonomy places the organism in Eukaryota, Metazoa, Mollusca, Bivalvia, Myida, Dreissenidae. The transcript is spliced from 6 exons.